AUGGAACUAGGACGUUCCGAAUCAAAUCUAGUUAUUACGGAUGAUAAAAUACCCGAAUGUGAAUCACGGAUUAAAACUUCCAAAAAGUCAAAAAAUACCAACUUAAAGUUACGACUUCCAGAAGCAACCAUUGCAAAGCCAACAUUCACUCAUAUGGCUAUCAAAGUUUUGGUAGAUGAAGGAUAUGUUCGACACGUCGUUUCUCAAAAUGUUGAUGGCUUACAUGUGCGCAGUGGUUUAAGUCGUGAAAAACUUUCGGAGCUACAUGGUAAUUUAUUUAUUGAACAAUGCAUCGCCUGUGAAUACGCUGUUUUCCGGACUUUUGACGUCGCCGAAACAACUUCUCGUUCACACCAUUUUACUGGACGCAUUUGUCCUCAGUGUCGUAAUUUACACCCUGUUGAAAGUACAAUAGCCAGUGAUAUACUAAGAAAAACAGCUGAACAUUUGGCAGUAUCUAGAUACAAGAAAAAUGUAUCAAAUGAAAAUCUUAUGUUGAGUUACCGAUAUGCUGCAAGAAAAUUAGCCAGAUCUUUUGAAGGUGUACGUCUUAAAGCAGUGGAACAUUUACGCAAUACUCAAAAGUCUGAGAUGCCGACGGACUCAGUUCUUACGAAGGCACCUUUGCUAAGAGAUGUUGUUGUACACUUUUUUGAACGACAACCGGAGAUGGGGUUAACAGAAAUAUAUCGCAUUCGAUCAGCAAUCGAAGCUGUACAUGGCCGUAAAGUUCUUCAAGAUGCUGUCAAUGCCACUUCAAAUGACUGUAAAGUUUUGGAUCAUGGAUGCAAACGUUCCCAUGAAGAGUCAAAAAAAUAUCUCAUUGGAUCCCCAUGGUUUAAAAGAAUGCGUCCUGCUAUGAAGAUGGAAUGUCAAGAUUUUUGUAAGACAUCAGAAGCAGUUGGUGUAAAACCUAUCUCUCCGGAUUCUCUGGAUACUCCCGCUAAAUUAAUUGUUGUUGUUGGUUCAUCUUUAACUGUUUUGCGCAAUUAUUCAUUUUUAUGGCCUUAUGGCCUUGGGAGGUGUGGUCAACUAAGUUCAUCGAGCAAACAUAUAAAGAAACCCACAUGUGUUGAUUCUCUUUUAAAAUCGACUUCAAUCCCUGAUACCCCUGGAAAUUGUCGGUUGGUUAUUAUUAAUUUGCAACCAACAUGCAAAGAUGUGGUUGCUGAUUUGGUAAUUCGUGUUCCUUGCGAUGAAUUAUUUCGCGUUAUCAUGUCAGAUCACUUAGAAAUAGAUGUUCCACAAUAUGACCACAGGCAUGAUCCUCUUUAUUCAAUCGGUCUUUCUUUAUCUCCAGAAGAAGAAUGCACACGUACUCGUCCGAACAUCCCAUUUUCUUCCGUAUAA
Messenger RNA from Schistosoma rodhaini, 1350 nucleotides. The record is from the annotation of a GenBank genome assembly. Lineage: Eukaryota; Metazoa; Platyhelminthes; Trematoda; Strigeidida; Schistosomatidae.